Molecule: messenger RNA, 1095 nt
Organism: Spinacia oleracea (spinach)
Lineage: Eukaryota; Viridiplantae; Streptophyta; Magnoliopsida; Caryophyllales; Amaranthaceae
Exons: 3
Coding region: 160-870 (236 amino acids)
Source: RefSeq, a predicted model, not a curated record
AAAAGAACUUAUCAGAUUUUGCUGCAAUUACAAGCCAAUAAUCAAGAAAUCAAACGCCAGAAAAGGGGUAAAACUCAGAGAGAGAUGAUUCUGGUUUGCAACUGUUAAGUUUGAAACUUGUAAAUUUAGGGCAAGAAAUUAGAGUGGUGGAUCUUAAAAAUGAUAUUGGAAGGCAUAGGACCUGAAGAUUUAUCAACAAUCGGAGGGAUCGCAACAGUUUCCCUUCUUCAUUCCUUCAUUCCUACUCAUUGGUUACCCUUUUCCAUCGUCGGCCGUGCGCAAAAAUGGACUCUUUCUCGAACCCUUUUAGUCACUGUAUUCGGAGCAUGUUUGCAUGUGAUAUCUACUGCACUUCUCGGCAUAACAGCUGUAACCAUGGCCAAUACCAUCGCGGGGGAAGAAACUGUGCAUAAGCUAGCUUCUUUGCUACUUGUGGUUCUUGGCGGAAGUUACAUCAUGUUAUUUCUAUUAGGAAGGGGAGGUCAUAGUCAUUCUCAUCAUCAGCCCAUGGAGAAAAUGGCUGUUGCUGGACUUGUCCUAGUGCCUGCGUUGUCACCUUGUGCAACCACACUUCCAGUGUUUCUAGCUGUCGGCAAUUCAUCCUCGAUGAUGAUCCUAGCCAUCAUAGUGCUUUUAUUCAGUACUAUCACUGUGAUGACCUCUUUGGUAGCUCUCUCAUAUUAUGGUGCAAGUCAACUGAAGUUUCACUGGGUGGAGCGAUACGACAAGCUUCUUGUUGGUUCUGUUCUGUGUUUGGUAGGAAUCUUAACUCUCAUUUUUCAUGAUCAUGAUCAUCAUCACGGUCACGGUCAUGGUCAUGGUCAUGAUGGAGCCAAAGAGCAGUUGUCCAGAAAGAUUCUGAAUCUUUAACUUUUCUUUUGUUGUGAACUUUUGUGUAUGGUUCAAAAGAUUAACAAAGUAUAAAUUUGUUUGUAUAAGAAAAAUGACUAGGUGUAUACGACAUUGCAGAUCAAAGUAUCUUGUUUUCCUCUGUAGCCUGCAAGAGUGCAAGCCCUGCACUAAGCAUCAGCACUUCCCUGUCUCUGUUACUUUCCACUUAUUAUUAUUAGUUGGAAAUAAAGUCUUUUUUCAUAA